AUGUUCAAAAUACCGGUGUCGGGUAUUCUAUUGGGCGCGAGCAAAGUGUCCACGAAGAUGUUCGUUCCCAGCAUCGGUUUACAUGUAUCGGCGCCGAUGAAACUAAAGGAGAUCCACGCUAAUAAGGUUGGCGGCAAGUUGAUUAUUGAAGGAACUUAUGUGCCGUCUCCUAGAAAAGACUACCUCAUUCAGAACAACAGCGAAUGCUGUUCGUUGUGCAGUCUCGGCUUGGACGUCAAACACACGGAUGUAUUGAUUCUUAGUCAAUUUGUACGAAGUGACGGUUGCAUGAUGCCACGACGAGUUACUGGCCUUUGUAAAACCCAGCAGAAAAGGAUGUCUAAAUUGGUGUCUAUGGCGCAUAAAGCAGGUUUAAUGUGUGAUUUGGCUCCAGAAAAUAGCAAAAAGGAUACCACUAAAAGAAAGUUAUGGAAAAAAUACAAUACAUACUAUGAUGAAUCCACUAUUAAAGUUUAUGAGAGUCAUUUCAAAACAAUUAAGGAUAACAUUAUACUUGAUUACAUGAAAUCAAGAAAUCCAGGAAAUUAA
Messenger RNA from Macrosiphum euphorbiae (potato aphid), 549 nucleotides. The record is from the annotation of a GenBank genome assembly. NCBI's taxonomy places the organism in Eukaryota, Metazoa, Arthropoda, Insecta, Hemiptera, Aphididae.